GUCUGAGGUAAGAUACACAUCUUAACAUGUUGCAUUUGUGACUUAUUGAUUCAUCUUCAGGUUUUCUUUUGUGAACACAAAUUUUUAUUUAUUGUUUUUGUAAUACAUGGAACACAGAAAACACAACUCUAAGAUUGAGACAGAACAAAAUAUAAUAUAUAUGAUGUAAUACAGAAGAUAUCUUAGCCCAUAUAAAGAAAUAAAGAGAUUACAUAAAUAAAAUACACUAAAAAAACUUUGAAUAGAGAGCACAGAAAGUAUCAAUUUAAAGAGAGAAGGACAGAUAAGGAGAAGAAAAGAGUGGAUGUUUCGAAUCAUCAUUGGUCUGCACUCUGUCUUCAACACGGUUAAUAAAUAGUAAUAACGGUGAAAUGUAUCUUCCUGUUCUUUUAUUUGAAUGAAAUGUUUGUUUGUUUUUUGUUUUGUUUUAUUGAUUAGUUCUUUUUUUUUUCUCUAGUUAUAGGUGCAUCAUUACUUCUCUCAUCCGACUUGUAUUUUCAAUUUUCAUUUCACGAACACAUAUUACAGGCCUUUAGGAUGCGCAGACACUCACAAAGCUUUGCACACUUGUUCGAAUGAGUACUUUUGAUAUCAUAGAUGGGCUUGGGCAUGACACAGCAGUUCUAUAAAGCUCCUUCAUUACUUUUGGCAUUUUUGAGGUGCUAGGAAUGCUUGAAAAUUCAUGAAACUUUGCACAUUCAUCAGAAGUGGUAAAACUUGAUGUCACAUAUGUGACGCGUUCCAUCAAAAUGAGUCCGAAGUCGCAUCCGCUUGUUCUUGAAGAAACACAUUUUUACAUGAAAAACAUGAUUUUCAGCUGUUUUGGGUUUUUGUAUGUUUCUGAAUAAAUAAAGUCUCAGCUUUCAUACAAUAUCAACAUUAAUUUAAAAUUCAAAUGAUUAGUAUAGUUUUGAAGUUCUUCAACAUAACGUUAGGUCAGAAAGUUACAUCUGACAAUAACUGGACUGAGCUAAUUUUGGAUUAUUUCACCGCGCCAGCGAGUGAAAGUGGAGCGGAGUCUGACAGCAGCGCCGAACGUCGGACUCGGACAUCCCGCCGGCUAACAUUAGCACCGAUCAUGAUGGUGAAAGUGAGAUGGAGGAAGACAAGAAAGAAGAUAUUCCAGUUAUGCCUGACCUGAUGAUGGCAUACAAUGUAUCAGAUUAUAGUUAUUUAAACGAGGACAGCGAUAAAGAGCUGAAGAUGUAGCUGCAAACUCUACAACAGUGGCACUACAAGCUCCUCACACCGGAGGAGAUCGUGAGAAGACGCGACCAAAUUAAAGAAAUGACUAAUGGUAAGUGUUCAGUUUAGUUACACAAUCCUUUUGUGUUUAUUUGUUCGUAAAGGCUAUUAAAAAUCACAGAAUAGGCUAAGAAAGUAGUCUAGCUAGUGUUAUCAGUGACUAAUAACGUUAUUUGUGUAAUUUAGCAGAACAGUUGUGUUACAUUGUCACCACAACAUAAGUAUGAAAACAAUUUAAUAAUACAAACGUAAUUUCUAAGAGACAGGGUUGCUGUGAGAGACACAAAAGGUGAGGAUAUCAUUUUAAAUAUAGUAAAACAAAUAUCCCAACAUAUAGUAAGAGUAUAGGUUGCAAAAUCAUCUGAUAUCACAUGGUGAUAUUGAUUAUAUUUCUGAAUAUGGGGCUGUAUUAAUAUGGAAAUGAUCAUGCCUCUUUCAACAAUGAUUCAACAUGAUUUAGACAGCUUAAAGUCUUUGUGAUGACUUGAUUUUUCAUUUUAUGCCAUGUCAUUUUGUAGAUGAAAAACAUCUCUUUCUCCUUGGGAAGAUCAGUUCCCAUAUGACUCUGUCCAAGGAUACGGUAUUCUCCAAGAGAAGCCAGCAGAAAGAGCGCAAGCAUCAGAGGACUGCCUACUUCCCUGAUGGACAGCAAAUAUGCCGGAAAACCUUCAAGUUUCUGCAUGCAUGAGUUAACUUUUAAAAUACACUUUACAUUAAGCACUUUUACCUGUAAAUGGUAUGCAUAUGAUAUAUCUCCUAAUCUAAUUGGUAUAAUGGUUAUUUAUUCCAGAAUAUCUCAAAACAAGCUCACCAACCUUAUAAAAUUUUAUAAGCAACACGAAUUGGCACCAAGGAUGAAAAGGUUUGGUGGGUGUGUUUUGAGCAGGAGGCUGCUGACUGUUCAAGACAUCCAACGAAUUAAGCAGUUCAUCGCCAACUUUGCUGAUGUCCAUGCCAUGCCACUCCCUGGGCGCAUCCCUGGUUUCAAACAAUCAGAUAUCCAGGUGCUACCCACAAUGGAGACCAUGACAUCAGUGUGGUGGAGAUACAAAAGCCACCGUGCUGCUGGCAACAGCACAUUUCGAAAGCUGUGGAGGCAGCAGACCCCCAACAUUGUCAUUGGGAAACCAAUAACAGACUUGUGCUGGGUCUGCCAAAAAAAUAAUAAUGCCAUCUGCCACAGCUCCAAUCUACCGGACUGUGUGAAGUCUGCAAAGUUGAGGAAGCAGGAGCAACACCUCUGCAUUGUUGGCACGGAGUGUCAGGCACACCAGGACAUGGUUAUAUGCUGCAGGGCAACAGUUGGUAUGCUGGGUGUCAAGCUUGGGCCAAAUCCACCCUGUAGCCAAGACCUCACCAUGCACUACAGCUUUGAUUAUGCACAGCAGCAUUUCUUCUCCCAGUACAGGUUCGGUGAGAAACACAUCCAGCUGCACUGUGACAGCUGUUCUGGACAGAACAAGAACAAGUUCGUGCUGUGGUACCUGGCUUCGUGAUGCAUGGUGGGUCUUCAUGACAGUGUGUCCCUCAAUUUUUUAAUUGCUGGCCACACCAAGUUUGCCGUGGACUGGUGUUUUGGGCUGUUCAAGAUAGGUUGCGUUACACAACCUGGAAUGGUCUUUGCCAAGGAGUUCACAAACAUGUAGGAGGAGAUGUUCUUUUCUCCUUCACAAUGAAGGAAUCCUUAACCCUGAAGCCCUGCCCACUGCACAGAAACCACCUAGCCUUCGUGAGAUGCAUCAGUGGUAUCUGUACGACAGCAUCAGGGAGUUCUGCACCUAGAACACAAAAGACCUGGUUUGUCCGAAAUUAGCUGUGGCUCGUCCAUGACUGAUUACGUGAUGUGGGAACGUAGUGUGCAUGUUUCAGUGCAUGUGACUGUGUUUAAAUGUUAAGUAAUAUAUACAUACAC
Molecule: messenger RNA, 3157 nt
Organism: Thunnus maccoyii (southern bluefin tuna)
Lineage: Eukaryota; Metazoa; Chordata; Actinopteri; Scombriformes; Scombridae
Exons: 3
Coding region: 1887-2741 (284 amino acids)
Source: RefSeq, a predicted model, not a curated record